Molecule: messenger RNA, 2873 nt
Organism: Cyclopterus lumpus (lumpfish)
Lineage: Eukaryota; Metazoa; Chordata; Actinopteri; Perciformes; Cyclopteridae
Gene: ephb3a
Product: eph receptor B3a
Exons: 15
Coding region: 1-2781 (926 amino acids)
Biological process (GO): cell surface receptor protein tyrosine kinase signaling pathway; axon guidance; protein phosphorylation
Cellular component (GO): neuron projection; plasma membrane
Molecular function (GO): ATP binding; transmembrane-ephrin receptor activity; protein binding
Source: RefSeq, a predicted model, not a curated record
AUGACAAUGGAUUACUUGCUGUGGCUGUGCAGCCUCGCUGUGCCCGUGGUGCUGGCUGUUGAAGAAACCCUAAUGGACAGUCGGUGGGCCACCACAGAGCUGGCAUGGACCACGUUCCCAGAGAGCGGGUGGGAGGAGGUUAGCGGCUAUGACGACUCCAUGAGCCCAAUCAGAACCUACCAGGUGUGUAAUGUCCGACAGCCCAACCAGAACAACUGGCUCCGGACGGACUUCAUCCCCCGCAAGGGCGUGCUGCGCGUCUACGUGGAGCUCAAGUUCUCUGUCCGCGAUUGUGCCAGCAUCCCCAACAUCCCCGGCUCUUGCAAAGAGACCUUUAAUCUGUUUUACUAUGAGUCAGAGGGGGACACCGCUACAGAAACAAGCCCUCUGUGGAGGGAGAACCCCUAUGUGAAAGUGGAUACUAUUGCCCCGGAUGAGAGUUUCUCUCUGCUGGAAGCUGGCAGGAUCAACACCAAAGUGCGCAGCUACGGCCCCCUCUCCAAGGCGGGCUUCUACCUGGCGUUCCAGGACUUGGGCGCCUGCAUGUCUCUCAUCUCAGUCAGGGUUUUCUUUAAGAAGUGCUCCACGACUAUCGCCAAUUUUGCUGUCUUCCCUGAGACUGCCACAGGGGCCGAAGCCACCUCUUUAGUGAUCGCUCCUGGGGCGUGUGUGACUAACGCUAUGGAGGUGUCCGUCCCUCUGAAGCUGUACUGCAACGGAGACGGCGAGUGGAUGGUUCCCGUGGGCUCGUGCACCUGCGUCGCUGGCUUCGAACCUUCUGCGGACGACACUCAGUGCCAGGCUUGCAUCCCUGGGACCUUCAAAUCUAAAUUCGGGGAGGGAUCCUGUACUCCGUGCCCAUCGCACAGUCGCACCAGUGCACGAGGAGCCAAUAUUUGUCCCUGCCAGAGUGGUUUCUACCGCGCUGACAGCGACCCCCCCGACUCUUCCUGCACCACGAUCCCCUCGGCGCCUCGCAACGUUAUAUCCAGCGUGAACGAGACCUCGCUGUCCUUGGAGUGGGAGGACCCCGAGGACACGGGUGGGAGGAGCGACCUCGUCUAUAACGUGGUGUGUAAGAAAUGCCUGCGGGACCGGAGCCCCUGCACGCGCUGCGACGACAACGUGGACAUCGCUCCUCGCAGACUGGGUCUGAGGCAGAGGAAGGUGGUGGUGAGGAACCUGCAGGCUCACACCCGCUACAGUUUCGAGGUGCAGGCUGUCAACGGGGUCUCUGGGAAAAACCCCGCCUCACCCAGCUAUUCCACAGUCAACAUCACCACCAACCAAGCCGCACCUUCUGCAGUGCCCACCGUCCAUCUGAUGCGCUCCACCUCUGACACCCUCAGCCUGUCAUGGCUGCCCCCUGAGAAACCCAACGGGGUCAUCCUCGACUACGAGAUUAAAUACCAUGAGAGGGGCCAGGCGCUGUCCCACACUGUAACGUCCCAGCACAGCUCAUCCAAGGUGGAGGGGCUGAGGGCCGCCACGCCCUACGCAGUGCAGGUCAGAGCUCGCACUGUUGCCGGAUACGGACGCUACAGCAACCCCAUGGACUUCAGCACCAGCCUCCACAGUAACCCUCAAAAGUCGGUGCAGGACCAGCUGCCUCUCAUCAUCGGCUCGGCGUCGGCGGGUCUGGUGGUCAUCGUUGCCUUGGUGGUCAUCGCUGUCGUCUGCCUUAAGAAGCAGCGCAGCGGCUCAGAGCUGGAGUACACUGAGAAAUUGCAGCAAUACAUUUCCCCGGGGGUCAAAGUGUACAUCGACCCUUUCACCUACGAGGACCCUAACGAUGCCGUCCACGAGUUUGCCAAAGAGAUAGACAUAUCCUGCGUGAAAAUAGAAGAAGUCAUCGGUGCAGGAGAGUUUGGUGAGGUUUGCCGCGGGCGUCUCAAGCAGCCCGGUCGCAGGGAGAUGGUUGUGGCAAUUAAGACGCUGAAAGCCGGCUACACCGAGCGCCAGAGGCGGGACUUCCUGGCCGAGGCCUCGAUCAUGGGUCAGUUUGACCACCCUAACGUGAUCCGGCUGGAUGGCGUCCUGACGCGGAGCUGCCCCGUCCUCAUCAUCACAGAAUUCAUGGAGAACGGGGCGCUCGAUUCCUUCCUCAGGCUGAACGACGGCCGCUUCACCAUGACACAGCUGGUCGGGAUGCUGCGUGGCAUCACUGCAGGGAUGAAGUACCUGUCAGACAUGAACUAUGUUCACCGAGACCUCGCCGCCCGGAAUAUCCUGGUCAACAGCAACUUGGUCUGCAAGGUCUCCGACUUUGGCCUUUCGCGCUUUCUGGACGACACUUCUGCUGACCCCACUUACACAAGCUCCCUGGGAGGGAAGAUUCCCAUCCGGUGGACGGCACCAGAGGCCAUCGCCUUCAGGAAGUUCACCUCUGCCAGUGAUGUGUGGAGUUAUGGCAUCGUCAUGUGGGAGGUGGUUUCCUAUGGAGAGAGGCCCUACUGGGACAUGAGCAACCAGGAUGUGAUGACGGCAGUGGAGCAAGACUACCGGCUGCCCCCCCCCAUGGACUGUCCCAUGGUGCUGCACCAGCUGAUGCUCGAGUGCUGGAUGAAGGAGAGAAACCUGAGGCCUAAGUUCUCCCACAUCGUCAGCACCCUGGACAAGCUCCUCCGCAACGCCGCCAGCCUGAAAGUGGUGACCAGCACCUACUCAGGGGACCUGCUGAGGCUUGGAGGGACGCUGCCGGGACACAACAGGAAGAGUCCGGAAAGCAGUCAGGAAAUCGUUCGGCAACAGAUGAGCCAAACUCUCCCCAUCAGAGUGUGAGCUGCUGCAGACUGGAGAAUACGCAACGAAUAAAAACUACCUAGAAACUCUGUUGUGAAGAGCGUGAUGUAAAAUAAAAAGAAGAAACAGAA